CCUUCCUGCCCCCUGCACCGCUUCUCGCCGGGAAGUGUCACUACAGACAACCAGCACAACAGCUCUCGCCAUCUUCCCGAACGUUGAGCUCAAUAACAGACACCAACGAGAACCCACUGUAUCAAAACGAGAUCCCAUGAUGGCGUCGGUCCUGGAGACCGUCGAGGCGUUCGUGCACGGUGCCCCGCCAGGAGAGCUCGCAGAUGUCGUUGCCGAUAUCAAGGCCCUCACGAUCAAUGAGCAGCCAGACCUGAUUGCGGAGCUCGAGCCCGCGUUCGAAAGGUACAAUGAGGAGCAAUUCGUCACGGUGAAGCUGCCCGAAAGCAGUCAGCAAGUCAUCAUCAGCUCUUUCAGCUCCCUUGGCGACGGCCGAUACUUCGACGUGGAGAGCUCCUCCAGUUUCUCCUUCGAUCACACCACACAGAAGGCCAGUGCCGUGCAGAGCUAUGCUCUGGAAGGCGCACAGGCAGACCUUGUGAAAUCCACAUUGAAGAGCUUGUCGGCAUACGUCAAGGAACACUUCGCCAACGCGUCGUACGGCGUCUACCCCAUCGAGAACGACAGCAGAGUUGCCGUGAUCAUUGUCGCCAACAAGUACAGCCCCAAUAAUUUCUGGAACGGUCGCUGGCGCUCCCUCUACAUCUUUGAUCCUUCGUCUGGCAGCCUAGAGGGAAGCAUCAAGGUCGACGUGCACUACUACGAGGACGGAAACGUACGGUUGAUCACGAACAAGCCAGUCACCGGCUCUGUGUCUUCAGGCACUGGCGCUGGCAUCGCCAAGGAGGUCGCGGCGACGGAGAAGAAGUACCAAGAGGAGCUUAACCGGGGCUUUACGAGCUUGAGCGAGGGCGCAUUCAAGGGUCUGCGCCGGCAGCUGCCCGUCACGAGGCAAAAGAUCGAGUGGGACAAGAUCACGAGCUACCGGGUCGGCCAGGAUAUUGGUGGAGGUAGUUCGCGGCGGUAAGAGGAUAAGGUCCGAGGGCUGUCAAGCUUGCGCGAGCGUUUCUAUGCCAAGUAGAGCGAGAGACCAGGGCUGGGACGAUAGGACUCCCUCCUCGGCUGAGACUGCGUCGUGC
Microdochium trichocladiopsis is the source of this 1076-nucleotide messenger RNA. RefSeq names its product F-actin-capping protein subunit alpha. Gene Ontology annotation, molecular function: actin filament binding. NCBI's taxonomy places the organism in Eukaryota, Fungi, Ascomycota, Sordariomycetes, Xylariales, Microdochiaceae. Gene Ontology annotation, cellular component: actin cortical patch; F-actin capping protein complex. Gene Ontology annotation, biological process: barbed-end actin filament capping; actin cytoskeleton organization. The coding region runs from base 137 to 964 and encodes 275 amino acids. The record is from RefSeq and is a predicted model, not a curated record. The transcript has 5 exons.